This is a messenger RNA of Knipowitschia caucasica, 396 nucleotides long. Lineage: Eukaryota; Metazoa; Chordata; Actinopteri; Gobiiformes; Gobiidae. The record is from the annotation of a GenBank genome assembly.
AUGAAGGAAGCAAUACAUAUUCAGGCUGAAGUCAGCGACGGCCUGCGGGCUGUCACGGUGGAUGUGAGCAAUCGGGUGUGCGCCCUGGAGGCGUGCUCGAACCAUGGCGCACUGGAGGCUAUCGGCGUUAGCCUUGCAGGAGAGGUCACUGGGAUUGGGCACUGCCACAACGGGACCGAGGAAACGUUGCUUUCGGCCUCGGACAAGUCAACGAUACGCUCAGGGGAGGCAAUGCAGCCUGGAUCACCGAAAUGGAACCAGGUUGUGAAAAGACGUCCCCGCAGGGAGCCGCAGGCGGCGUUGACCAAACCAGCGGCUCCCAGGGUUGAACGCCCGACUCCUGCGAACCACACGGUGAUGGAGGAGGUGAGGAUGGACUCGAUGAUGGCCGUGUAG